Molecule: messenger RNA, 1136 nt
Organism: Linepithema humile (Argentine ant)
Lineage: Eukaryota; Metazoa; Arthropoda; Insecta; Hymenoptera; Formicidae
Gene: eIF3g1
Product: eukaryotic translation initiation factor 3 subunit g1
Cellular component (GO): eukaryotic translation initiation factor 3 complex; cytoplasm
Molecular function (GO): translation initiation factor activity; RNA binding
Source: RefSeq, a predicted model, not a curated record
UUCCGUACAUGUCUCUAUAUUUCAGUGAUUUGAUCAAUGGUGCCGCAUGGUUUUGUGCGAAUUUGAUAAUCAAGUUCUAUUUUACUCCCUUGAUUUUAUUGUGAACUGCAUUGAUCUGGAGGACAUCUACUUGGCGUCAUCAUAAUUAUACCCGUUUGUGUACAUUUUCUGGCUCUAGUAGUGUUUCAUUUAUUAUAAAAAUAAGAUGACUGAGAAUUCAUCAACAGAGGUGCCAGUUGCACAAUCUGAGGUAAAGUCUAGUUGGGCCGAUGAAGUCGAAGAAGAGGGAGGAGCGUUGCCCGCACCCUCGGAAAUCUAUGAGAAUGGCUUCAAAAUUCUCACGGAGUAUAAAUAUAAUCAAGAUAACAAGAAAGUCAAGGUUGUACGUACUUACAAGAUAGAGCGGCGCAUCGUCUCGAAAACGAUUGCGGCGCGCAAAAAUUGGGCAAAGUUUGGCGAUUCUGCCGACGAUAGGCCGGGACCUAAUCCAGCCACUACUGUCGGCGGUGAGGAUGUCUUUAUGCAAUUCAUAUCCAGCAAGGAGGAAGAAAACAAAGUGGAGGAGGAUUCCUUGGAUAAACUGAAGAGCAUGGGUGACAAAGGUGUUGUCAAGUGCCGUAACUGCAAUGGCGAUCACUGGACGUCUAAAUGUCCAUAUAAAGACACUGUUCUCGCUGGCGGAAAAGUGCCAGAUGACAAAAAACCUCUUGUUAACGCGGGAGUACCCGGUGCAAUGGCGGAGCUCAAACCGCAGGGUGGCAAGUACGUGCCGCCCGGUAUGCGUGACGGCGGCAAUAAACGAGGCGACUCUAUGCAGAUGCAGAGACGUGACGACACAACCGCCAUCCGUAUUUCUAAUCUCUCGCAGAGCACCACGGAUGCGGAUCUGGACGAGCUUGUGAAGCCUUUCGGCUCCGUGGUGAAACAGUUCCUCGCUAAGGAGAAGCUUUCCAAUCUCUGUAAGGGUUUUGCAUAUGUACACUUCAAGCAUAGGGCUGACGCUGCAAGAGCGAUCGCUACCUUGGACGGCUACGGCUACGAUCAUCUUAUUCUGAGCGUGGAAUGGUCAAAGCCGCAAGCUCAAAAUAAUUAACUCCAAUUAAUUGUAAUUAUUGGAAUAAAAGAUAAAGAAACUC